Molecule: messenger RNA, 7657 nt
Organism: Aedes albopictus (Asian tiger mosquito)
Lineage: Eukaryota; Metazoa; Arthropoda; Insecta; Diptera; Culicidae
Product: zinc finger protein 761-like
Exons: 4
Coding region: 316-1767 (483 amino acids)
Biological process (GO): regulation of DNA-templated transcription
Molecular function (GO): RNA polymerase II cis-regulatory region sequence-specific DNA binding; DNA-binding transcription factor activity, RNA polymerase II-specific
Source: RefSeq, a predicted model, not a curated record
CUGACUAAAAGCCGGCCAAAAACAGUGAAUAAAGAACGGCCAGAAACAAAAUAAAAUUCAUCCGCGAGUGACAGCAUGCCGUUUCCCGACAACAAUUCCAACAACACAUAAUAACAUCAACCUAAAAGAGAACAUUCGUUUUCGCAUCUACAGUUACGAAUUUUCAUUAAUUAUCCACUACUUGGUUAUUUGUUAUUGAUGAUUAACCUGGGCUUGUUAGGCUUGUUAUUUAUUUGUUAUUGUUAAAGACUAGAGUUUAUCUUCCUGCAUUCUGUGUACACGUAACUGUUUCAGUUGUUAGAUAUAAUUGCUCGAAUGAACGGGCACUGUAGUGAAAACAAUAUUAAACAAGAAUCACCACACGAGACUGAUUAUGAGUAUAAGCACGAUGAUAUGCCAAUAUCAAGUGAAGAACCAUCAUAUGCUUCCUCAGGGUUUAAUCUUCCAUCGACCAUCAUGCCCUAUGAUUGCGCUCUUAUCAAACAGAAACCGAACGCUUUUUUAUCAAGCGACCGUACUGACGUCGAUGAAUAUAACGAGGACAACCCGGAAUUGAAUUUAAAAGUGGAUGAAUCGAGGUUUACCUCUGAAUCGUCAUAUCAAUCCGAGUCUAUUAAGCAAGAACCCGAGCUUAUCAUAGAAUCUGACGCCGAUGAGUUGCCUGCUGAUCAUGAGGAAACCAAUGCAACGAAUAACCAAGUAGAUUCACAUAGGUGCUAUCUCUGCGGUCAAACGUUCGCCGACUCGGAAAGCUGCGAUUGGCAUCUCACAGAGCACCUGGACAUGCUACCCUACGAAUGCGAGAUAUGCACGCAUGAAACCGGUAUUCCGGUAAAGAUCGCUGCUUCGCUGGUUCAACUUCAUCGACACGUCAAAAUGCACACAAACCGAUUCAAAUGUCCAAAGUGCCCUCUGCGAAGCAAAACGAAGCAAUCUUUGAGGGAACACGUUCGGCUAAAACAUGGCGGGAACGAUGAGGACAAACACACUUGUACGGUCUGUGGAAAGCAGAUGACCAGAAAGUACCUGAUGAGACACAAGCGGGAACACGAGUCGUUGGAACAAGGCCGAUUCAAGUGUUCGGUUUGUGGUAAAAUGUUCAAAACCAGACAGUGUCUGUCUGUGCACGAACGAUUGCACACCGAAGAGCAUCCGUAUCAGUGCAAGUUUUGCCCGAAAACCUUCAAGAACCUCGGAACUUUCAUCGGCCACGAACGAAUUCAUACGGGCGAGAAACCUUACACCUGUCAAGUUUGCGGUAAAACCUAUCGAUGGUUGGUCUCGCUCAAGAGCCACCUGGAAGCCGCUCACGGAACGAGUGUGGAAACAGCUACAAAGCCGGCUGACUCAUUGGGGAACUACAAAUGUGAAUUCGAAGGAUGUGAUUACAACACCACGAAGAGGGCCCAGCUCAGCCAUCACAGAGCAAAGCAUAGAAUGAAGUUCCAAUGUGAGACGUGUUCGAAAAAGUUCGCUACCGGAAAUGAGCUCAGAAGCCACGAGAAUACGCAUAAGACCACCAAGGACUACCAUUGUGAGCAGUGCUCGAAAAGUUUUCGCACAAAGAGAUACUUGGAAAAACAUAUGGCGGUGCAUAGCAAGAUUCGACCGUUUGAGUGCCAAACCUGCGGGGAGGCGUACCUUCAGAAGAAACAACUUACGAAACACCUCUUGAGGAAUGUUGAGUGUCAAAAAGCAGACCAAGUGGACGUUGAAAUAGAGAUCUCAUUAAAUCCAAACAACAGAGAAAGUGUGACUGUGGAAUAAAAUCUUAAUUUUUGCGUAUAAACAUAAUAGCAUUUUUUUUUUACUUAUUCGUUUAUUUGGAAGGCUCGGGCGCCACAUGGGCAUAACUGAGCCGAAAUCUUUUGUUUUUACAAUGAUUUUAAAUUUUACAAUUUAUUACUGCCUUAAAACUAUGUUAGUUUGGGAAGCCGAAGUACUCGCGGCUGUUUCGAGGUUAAGGAUUGAAGAAGAAAAAAAAAUGGGAAGGACGGAUUAAUGGGUUUAAAACUAAAUUAUUUGCUAACUUAUACUAAAACUUUGAUGGGACAAUUUGUCCAUAUCUGUAACGGAACCAAAAAGAAAGGACUUUAUCGGUAGAAAACGACAAGAAGAGGACAAACGGAAGGGGGUAACGACAGACAGGGGCGAACAACAAAACCAAAAGGCGGACAACGAAAACAAGGAACGUACUACAUCAAACUCUGACAUCAACACGUUUCAAAAACUGGUAAAUCAGGUUCAUGUAUUCCAAAUCAAGUCCUGCCAACACUUCUCUAACGGGUUUCUGUUGUUUUCCUCGGACCCGGAGAAUUUCAUGCAGCUCAGAUCUGACCUCACGAUACUCAUUGCAUCCCCACACAACAUGUUCGAUAUCCUGGUAAGCCACGCCACAGACACAGAGAUUGCUUUCUGAGAGCCCAAUACGGAAGGUGUGUGCGUUCAACAAAUAGUGGUUGGACAUCAGCCGACACAUCACACGAAUGAAAUCGCGGCCUAAAUCCAACCCUUUGAACCAUGGCUUCUUCGACACCUGUGGGAUGAUGGAAUGCAACCAUCUACCCAUCUCUCCAUCUCUCCAUUUGUGUUGCCAGCUGAUCAAGGUCUCCUGACGGGCCAAUGCAAAAAAUUCGUCGAAGGCGAUUUGACGCUCGUAAAUAUCGCCUUCGCUAGCGCCCACCUUAGCCAGAGAGUCUGCUUUCUCAUUGCCCGGGAUUGAGCAAUGUGAAGGGACCCAAGCUAUGGUGAUGAUGUAUGAGCGUUUGGACAAAGCACUCAAGACUUGGCGUAUUCCUUUCAGGAAGUACGCUGAGUGCUUCAUCGGUUUCAUUGACCGAACAGCCUCCAGAGAGCUUAGACUGUCGGUAAAAAUGAAGUAGUGCUCAUGUGGAAGAGUGCGAAUGUACUCUAAGGUGUAGUAUAUAGCCGCUAGCUCAGCAAUGUAUACCGAACAUGGCUUUUGAAGCAUGAAGGUGGCGCUAUGAAAUUCGUUGUAGACACCGAAUUCAGUCGAAUCAUUGGUUUUGGAACCAUCUGUGAAGAACUGUCUGGCCCCGCUAACAUGCCCGAACUUACUUGCAAAAAUUUGUGGAAUACAUAUGGAACGAAAAGAUUCCGGUAUACCGGUGAUCUCAUCCUUCAUAGAGAGAUCAAAAUCCACAGAGGAGCUGUCGAAGUUUGAGAAGUUGUCACGAUUGGUGUUAACCGGAUUUGGGCUUACCUCCAGUCGAGCCUCCAGUGUCAUGUACCAGUAGUACACACUCAUAAAACGAGUUUGGGGAUUCUGUUCGAGCAGCUUUUCGAAGUUUUCUAUGACUAACGGAUUCACAACCUUGCAUCGGAUGAGGAACCGGAACGACAACUCCGCAAAGCGGUCUGUCAGAGGCUGUACACCAGCAAGUACCUCUAAACUCAUUGUGUGAGUCGAGUUCAUGCAACCUAACGCGAUCCGAAGGCAACGGUACUGAACCCGUUGAAGCUUCAGCAAGUGUGUUUUCGCCGCGGAUUGAAAACAGAAGCUACCGUAUUCUAAAACCGAUAGAAUGGUUGUUUGGUACAGCCUGAUCAGAUCUUCCGGGUGUGCUCCCCACCAUGUUCCGGUAAUAGUUCGCAUAAAGUUGAUUCGUUUUUGGCAUUUCUGUAUCAGAUACACAAUAUGCUUCCCCCAGGUGCAUUUGGAAUCGAACCAGACGCCGAGGUAUUGUGAAGACAUGCUAUGAGUGAUUGUCUUACCCAUCAGAACGAGCGGAAACUUAGCCGGUUUGUGUUUUUUAGAAAAGACAACCAUUUCAGUUUUCUCCGGAGAGAACUCGAUACCCAGCUUGAGAGCCCAAGUAGACAAAUUGUCCAAAGUAUCCUGUAGUGGUCCUUGCAGAUCGACUGCUAUUGAUCCCGUUACAGAGACAACACAGUCAUGCGCAAGCUGCCUUAACGUGCAGUUUUCCAUGAGACAAUCAUCUAUGUCUCUGACAUAAAAGUUGUAAAGAAGGGGGCUUACACACCAAAUUUUUCGAAACGCUUCCAGCACAAAAAAAAAUCAGCAAAAUAAAUUGCUGAAUUUCAGCAAUUUUUUUGCUGAACUUCAGCACAACGUUGCUGAUCAACUGUCAAAAUUGCUGGAUGGUUCAGCAAGUUGAAAAAUAAUUGCUGAUAUUCAGUAAAUUCAUAUUGCUGAAUGAAAUCAGCACAAAAAAAAUCAGCAAAAUUUGCUGAAUACCAGCAAACAAAAUUUGGAGUGUAGACAUGAACCCUGGGGGAGGCCCAUGUAGCUAAUUCGUGAAACUGUCAAGUCGCCAUGAGCGAAACUCAUCUGCUUCUCAAACAGCAAAUUAUACAAAAAGUUGUUCAGAAUUGGUGAAAGGCCACUGUCGUGUAGUUUGUCAGAAAGAACAUCGACACAAACUGAAUCAAAAGCCCCCUUAAUAUCCAAAAACACUGAGCCCAUUUGCUGCUUUUGAGCAAAGGCAAGCUGAAUUUCUGAAGAAAGCAACGCAAGACAGUCGUUCGUACCUUUGCCUCUGCGGAAACCAAACUGUGUAUCUGACAACAUGCCAUUCGAUUCAACCCAUUUGUCCAGUCGAAAGAGAAUCAUCUUCUCCAACAGCUUCCGUAGACAAGACAACAUCGCGAUUGGACGGUACGAAUUAUGAUCCGACGCGGGUUUCCCGGGUUUUUGAACAGCUAUCACCCUCACUUGUCUCCAGUCAUCCGGAACGAUGUUGUUAUCCAGGAACUGAUUGAACAAGUUCAACAAGCGCCUCUUAGCGACGUCGGGGAGGUUUUUAAGCAAGUUGAACUUGAUUCGAUCCAUUCCUGGAGCGGAAUUGUUACAUGAAAGAAGAGCAAGUGAGAAUUCAACCAUCGAAAACGGCCUAUCCAUGUCGUCCCUAUCCUCGGAAACAUCACGAAUUAUUCGCUCCACGGGUACGGAAUCUGGACAAACUUCUUUUGCGAACUUGAGAAUCCACCGAGGAGAGCUUUCUCGAUCCUCGUUGACCGACGACGCGUUACGCAUUCUUCUACCGACGUUCCAGAGUUCUCAUCGAAGUCUCGCGCGACAAACCCUCGACGAACCGACGCCAGUAACCGCUUUUCUUCGCCUUGAUCAAGUUCUUGAACUUGCUUUCAAGGGAAGCGAACCGCUUGAAGUUUUCGACCGAACCGCGUUUCCGAAACUCUUUGAACGCCGCGGAUUUCUCGCGAUAGAUUUCUGUACACUCACUAUCCCACCACAGAUUGGGGGGUUUCCUGCGAACCGACGGACCUGGCACUGGUCGACGUUGUGCCUGAAGCGCGCUACUGAUGAUCAGUUCUGAUAGAAACUGAUACUCUUCCCGCGGUGGAAGGAUUUCUACCGAUUGCUCACCGUCGAUAAUUGCUUCUGCGUACUUCUCCCAGUCAAUGUGCUUGGUGAGAUCGUAGGCGAUGUCGAUAGAUGGAGGUUGAUGUGACCCAUUGGAAAUAGAAACAACAAUCGGAAGAUGAUCACUACCAUGGGGAUCCUGGAUAACCUUCCAUGUACACUCCAGCGAUAGUGAGCUCGAACAGAUUGAGAGGUCUAAUCGGCUGUUUCUAGGGCUGCCAUCUUGAGCUGGAGGUGCCACUCGUGUAACUUCUCCGGUAUUCAAAAUUGUCAUGUUGAAGUCGUCGCAGAGGUCAUAUAUCAACGUUGAACGGCUGUCAUCGUACAGUUCCCCCCAGCCUGUACCAUGGGAGUUGAAAUCUCCCAUGAGCAACCGAGGCUCGGGCAUAACCGAGCAGAUGUGGGCGAGAUCCCUGCGAGAUAUCACAGUUCUCGGAGGAAGAUAUAUGGAGGCAACACUGAGGGUUUUACCUCGGAUAGUCACCUCACAUGCGACGGCUUCAAUGCCUGUCAUCGGAUGAAAAUCGACUCUGUAAAAUGAGUGCUGCUUCUUGAUCCCUAGAAGCACCCCUCGAUCAAGGCGAAUGAUAUUAUAAUCGGGAAAAGGUAAGGUUACAUCAGGUGUCAGCCAUGUUUCGGAUAGUGCAAAAACAUCGCAUUGUAAAUUGUUAACUAAAAAUUUAAAAACGUCUAAUUUCGGUGUAAUACUACGACAGUUCCAGUGUAGAACCGAAAUCGUAUCUUCGACCUCGGUGGUUAAAUUAGCCAUCGAAAGAUACGAUUGUCGCAAGGAGGGGCAUUUUAGAAGCCAACUGCUUCAAAAGAGGGGUCACACAAGGAAGAAGUCCUUUUACAAUGUUCUUCACGGAAUCUGAAGCAUUGAAGAAGCUGAGGAUGAUGUCUACGAUGCCAGAGAGCGUAAACAAUGGCGCACCAUGAGGUUGCUCCUGGUGCUCCGAAUGCUGUCUUUCCGGUUGAGAAUUCGAAAAACGUGAGACAUCUGGGAUUUUAGAUGUUCCCGGGAGUGAUGGAAAGUCUCGUUCGUCCUGGAUUUUGAAUCCUGGAGGGGAACGUUUUGUGACUUUCUUACCACUCUUGAAAUUUGUCAUGGUGGGUUGGGGGUCGCUGCUAGGCAGAUUCCGAGGUUUUUUGGUGGGUCUCUGGAGCCUCAUCCGUUUCCUCGUUUCACCCUUGAAAACAAAGGGAACCCCGUCCCCGACCUCAGAGUCAGAGCCCUGAUCAUCGAGAGAUAAAGACGAGUAGAUGUUACGGGAUUCAACGGUCGGGGCAGCUUUUUUCAGCAUUUCGGCGUAGCUUCGCCGUGAUCGCUGCUGCAACGAUCGUUUUUGAUGUUUUUUCUGCUGUAUGUACCUUGGGCAAUCAAUCAGAUCAUGUGGACGGUCGCUGCCACAAUAAACACACUUGGGCGGCGUUUUACACGCACCGUCCACAUGUCUCUCCCCGCAUGUUGUACAACGAGGUUUAUUGCUGCAGUACUGAGCGGUGUGGCCCAGCUGCUUGCAAUUGAUGCAAUUCAUUACCUUCGGUACAUACAGCCUCACAGGUAGCCGAAGUUUGCCAAUCACCAGCAGAUCUGGUAAUGCAGAUCCGGAAAAGGUCACAGAAAAUUCUUCAGAUGGUGUGUAAACCUUCUUCUCGCCCUCCUGGGAAUGCAGUUGCCGGCAAUCCAGUAUCUGGACAGGAGGUAGAGAAGGAUUAUGGAAACGACCACAGCCUUGCAUGAUCGUUUCGCAGGUCAAAGAUGCGUCGGCGACCUUCCCCGAAAUCUCUAUCGACGCGCUCGGAAGGUAAACGAUGUACUCAAGUGUAAACAACUCGCAGGCCACAAUCUCAUUAGCGUGUUUUCGGUCGCCUACUGUCACCCGAAGCUUAGCUGUACCGACCAUGUCAAUGGAGACAACGGAAGAAUACCGCUUAGUUAGAUCCUUGCUGAUUUGAACGGUGUUCAAACGUUUGCCUUUGGGUCGGAAGAAAACAACAUAUGGCCCGCCAAAGUCGGGAGGGUAGGCCUUGAGGCGGGGGGACGUCGAAACAGAUUUACUGUUGGUGUCCAUUGCAGAAGCACCAGGGUGAAGGGAGACAAAGGGAUUAGCAUUUACAUCGCCUUGUUGGCUCGAGCAGUCCGAUGCCAAUAACGAAGCUUCGUUGAUGCGGUACGACGUACCCCCGCCAUCGUCAUCAUCGCCCAUUGUGGUAGUUGACUACCACCACGGGGCACUCAAAAACCUUAAACUAACACUAUCACGGGGACGAGAAAUAAUCAAAAAACAA